Molecule: messenger RNA, 708 nt
Organism: Candidula unifasciata
Lineage: Eukaryota; Metazoa; Mollusca; Gastropoda; Stylommatophora; Geomitridae
Source: the annotation of a GenBank genome assembly
AUGCACACUAAGGGGAAUGGGUCAACUGUCAUGUAUGAUGGGAAGCCAAGAACAGUGAUACAGUCAACUGCCAUGUAUGAUGGGGAGCCAAGAACAGUGAUACAGUCAACUGUCAUGUAUGAUGGGGAGCCAAGAACAGUGAUACAGUCAACUGUCAUGUAUGAUGGGGAGCCAAGAACAGUGAUACAGUCAACUGUCAUGUAUGAUGGGGAGCCAAGAACAGUGAUACAGUCAACUGUCAUGUAUGAUGGGGAGCCAAGAACAGUGAUACAGUCAACUGUCAUGUAUGAUGGGGAGCCAAGAACAGUGAUACAGUCAACUGUCAUGUAUGAUGGGGAGCCAAGAACAGUGAUACAGUCAACUGUCAUGUAUGAUGGGGAGCCAAGAACAGUGAUACAGUCAACUGUCAUGUAUGAUGGGGAGCCAAGAACAGUGAUACAGUCAACUGUCAUAUAUGAUGGGGAGCCAAGAACAGUGAUACAGUCAACUGUCAUGUAUGAUGGGGAGCCAAGAACAGUGAUACAGUCAACUGUCAUGUAUGAUGGGGAGCCAAGAACAGUGAUACAGUCAACUGUCAUGUAUGAUGGGAAGCCAAGAACAGUGAUACAGUCAACUGUCAUGUAUGAUGGGGAGCCAAGAACAGUGAUACAGUCAACUGUCAUGUAUGAUGGGGAGCCAAGAACAGUGAUACAGUCAACUGCCAUGUAG